AUGGGAACAAAGAGGUGGGGUAGCAUUUCCUGCCUUAAAGCAAUUUUCAAGGGAGUGUCCCUGAAUGUUGCAAUAAGAACAAUAGGGUCGGGUGGAUUUCUAGGUGGUAGAGGGGGAAGAGGCCUGUGGGAUAUUCUCCAAUACAUAACACACAUCCACCACGAAUACGAACAGCUCAAUGAUUCCAACGACACUCUCCACACUACCAACCCCAACGACCUCGACCACAAAUCCUUCUUCUUCGACCCUGAAGAGAUCUCCUCCCUCCGCAACCACCUUCCUCCCCGCCUCAAAAACAGUUCCACAUUCGAAAUAACAAUAGGAAGUGGAAUUCCUCUUCCUCAGGGCUAUUACGGGAAUGCGUUUGGAUACCCCACCGCAUGUGCGAAGGCGGGGAGUUUGUGUGGCAGUGGACUGGGGUAUGCAAUGGAGUUGGUGAAGAGGGCAAAGGCGCAGAUGAGCGGAGAGUAUUUGAGGUCAGUGGCGGAUUUGAUGGUGAUGAAGGGGCGGCCCCGGUACACAAAUGUGGAGAACUUCAUCGUUUCGAAUCUGGUGAAUUCGGGGCUUGCAGAGGUUGACUUUGGAUGGGGGAAACCGGUGUAUGGUGGGACGGCGGGAGCUAUGUCGUUGAUUAGUUUUUGCAUGAAGUUUCAAAGAAUGGAUGGGAAGAAUGGGAUUCUGAUUUCGGUAAGCUCUCCGAAAUCAAGUAUGGUGAGGUUUCAAAAAGAGGUGAAGAAGAUGAUCGCUCAAGGAGCAUCAAUGGAGGAUUUGUCUAAAAUGAAACAGAGUGAGAAGUUAUUAUGCAAGCUUUAA
Pistacia vera is the source of this 813-nucleotide messenger RNA. RefSeq names its product methanol O-anthraniloyltransferase-like. Lineage: Eukaryota; Viridiplantae; Streptophyta; Magnoliopsida; Sapindales; Anacardiaceae. The record is from RefSeq and is a predicted model, not a curated record. Bases 1 to 813 code for a protein of 270 amino acids. The transcript has 3 exons. Gene Ontology annotation, molecular function: acyltransferase activity, transferring groups other than amino-acyl groups.